Mauremys mutica (yellowpond turtle) is the source of this 3549-nucleotide messenger RNA. RefSeq names its product ataxin 3 (gene ATXN3). The transcript has 11 exons. The record is from RefSeq and is a predicted model, not a curated record. Gene Ontology annotation, biological process: protein deubiquitination. Gene Ontology annotation, cellular component: nucleus. Gene Ontology annotation, molecular function: cysteine-type deubiquitinase activity. NCBI's taxonomy places the organism in Eukaryota, Metazoa, Chordata, Testudines, Geoemydidae. The coding region runs from base 12 to 1082 and encodes 356 amino acids.
GGGCUGCUGCGAUGAUUGGCUGCUGUGGGGCUGGGAUGUGGUCACGUGAGGUGGAGGCCGCUGCUGGCUUGGGACAAAUAAACAUGGAGGUCAUCUUCCAUGAGAGGCAAGAAGGCUCAUUGUGCGCUCAGCACUGUCUGAAUAACUUACUACAAGGGGAAUAUUUUAGCCCUGUGGAGUUAUCUUCUAUUGCACAGCAGCUAGAUGAGGAAGAGAGAAUAAGAAUGGCAGAGGGAGGAGUGUCUAGUGAAGAGUACAGAACGUUUUUACAGCAGCCUUCUGGAAAUAUGGAUGACAGUGGCUACUUCUCCAUUCAAGUUAUAAGCAAUGCCUUGAAAGUUUGGGGUUUAGAACUAAUCCUCUUCAACAGCCCAGAGUAUCAGAGGCUCGGGAUCGACCCUAUAAAUGAAAGAUCAUUUAUUUGUAAUUAUAAGGAACACUGGUUUACAGUUCGAAAGUUAGGAAAACAGUGGUUUAACUUGAACUCUCUCCUGAUGGGUCCAGAACUAAUAUCAGAUACAUACCUUGCACUUUUCUUGGCUCAGUUACAACAGGAAGGUUAUUCUAUAUUUGUUGUAAAGGGUGACCUGCCAGAUUGUGAGGCUGACCAACUACUGCAAAUGAUUCAGGUACAGCAGAUGCAGCGACCAAAACUGAUUGGGGAAGAGACUGCACAAUCAAGAGAUGAAAGGGGGCAAAAAACUGACCUGGAACAAGCUUUAGACGUUAACCAUCCCUAUGAUGGAACAGGCAUGUUAGAUGAAGAUGAGGAGAAUUUCCAAAGAGCCCUUGCUCUAAGUAAACAGGAAAUUGAUAUGGAAGAUGAAGAAGCUGAUCUUCGUAGAGCCAUUCAACUUAGUAUGCAAGGAGGUCAUCGAAGUGAGUUUUCAGACUCUGUAUCGCAGAAUAUACCACAUUCGUCUGGUAUAAGUCAGUCUGAAUCUCUUUCUUCAGAAGAGCUGCGAAGGAGAAGACAGACAUAUUUUGAAAAACAGCAGCAACAGUUGCAGCAAGGCCAGACCCCAGAUUUACAUGAUAAACCAACUACAAGUUCAAAUGCACUAGGAACAGACCCAGAAUGAUUACAGUGCAUUGAAAAGUAAGUCUGAAAUGAUCAUUUGAUAAUAGAAAACAAAAAAAGCAAAAGACAUCUGAAAAAACAUGGAAUGAUAAACAAAUAGAAACAAGAGGCAAGAAGUGAUAUGAAAAAUGUUUACUUUUUUAUAGCUGCAUUCCAGAAGUAAUUAGACAUAAAUAUUUUGUGUAUGUUUGUCUCCUGGCAGGAGGUGAUAUGAGUGAAGAAGACAUGCUUCAAGCAGCCAUGAAUAUGUCCUUGGAAACUGUUAGGAACUGCCUGAAUACAGAAGAAAAGAAAUGACAAAAUAUUUUUUCUUUUGUCAGAACACUCAAUCUCCAUUAUAAUAUUCUUGUGUGGAUGCUGUACAAGCAGGGUUCAUUUCAGAGACAUGGGAUAUUGUCUAACCACAGAUGAAAAGAAGGGGGGCAGAGUUAAAAGGGGAUCUGAAAAUAACAAAAAUAUUGCACCAAUUUAGAUAUUAUGGCCCUGAUGCUGAAAAACACUUCAACACAUGCAUAAUUUUGCUCAGGUGAGUAGUUUCAUUGACUUCAGGAGGAUUACUCAAGUGAGCAAAGUUAAGUGCCUUGUAGGCUCAGAGCCUGUGUGUUGGAUGCCCCAAAUAAGAGGCAAGUAUAAUUUACCUUCUUUUCUUAUUAACUGUCAGCUGCUUGGAGAAUUCAGCACAAAAUUACUAAAUUAGUGCAGUUUUCUUAUCAGUGAACUCAGAUGCCAUUCAAUAAUAAUUUAAAAAUAAAUACAAAAAAGUUAGGCUCUUAAAUCAUUAAUAGAAAAUAUGGACAAAUUUUAAAACCAGUAAGCACAUUUUAAAAUUUAAAAAAAUUUAAUUCAAUCUUUUACCCUCUAGAACCUGAGUUCAUGGUUAUGUGUUUCUCCUGCAAGAAUUGAUGGUAUUUCGCUUCCCAGAACCUAGAACAGAGCUCUCUGCUUUGCUGUUUUGUGCUUGCGAUAGGAUCAUUUCUGCAGGAGAAACACAAAACCAUGAGGUCUUGGCAGUUGAAAAGAAAAAUCUUCAGUAUAUUUGUAAUUAUAAUGCUACCCAAGUUAUCUUAAUGAUUUAAGAUCUUCUACAUUUUUUGUACUUGCAGUACCUUUAGCAUUAUUUGAAAAUCAUCAUUAAAGGAAGGUUCAUGUCAAAGAUUUCUCCAGUUCUCUUACUUUAGGUCAGAUGAUUUGGCUACCUCUUCAUACUCUUUCCACCGAAUGCCAAAGUUGGCUUUACUGGAGAUUGUACUUUUUUCUGUGAGAGAGACAUAACAUGUUGGCAGUUGGGCUAAACAGUUUAUUCUUGUUUCUAAUUCUCCUGUUUUGUCUUAUGUUUUUUCUCUUUGAGUUCCUCCCCUUACCUAGGCCUCUCACCAUUUCUUCCUUCACACUACUAGUAAGAAUCUCUCUCUCUUCCCUGGUUAGUUAGUUCAUCAAGCUUUGUUGAGAGUGGGGGUGGGAAAGGAGGGAGAAAGAGAUUUAGAUGCCAUAACUUCAGUGCCACAUAUCUAAGGAGCAUUCCUGCAAUCUGAAAUGAUCCCUGUGCAAGUAGCUUUGUUAAGACUGACUGUUUAUGUUUGUAUGUGUGCGCAUGUUUUUUCUCAAAUGUUUUUAUGAAUAUCUUCUAUUUUGUCAGAAUUUUACAGCUUUUUCAGGAAUGGCCUUCAUUCAUGCACCUUACAAUUUGUUUAUCAUGUUGUUUCUGUUACUGAGAAAAAUGGGGAGCAAAGUAUGCAAGCUAGCUUGUUCAAUCAGUUGUAAGACUUACCCUUUGAUACUCAAGAUGAAUGUGUGACAGAGUGACCAAAUUUGGCUUUCAACUUUACUGCAACAGUUUAAACAUGUUCUUUUUUCAUAAAUGGUGCUUUAACUAUAAAUUCUGUUUACAUAUAAAUUAUAUGGAAAUAUGUUAUAGAUGUAUGGUGUUUAAGCUGUUUUUCAUUUAGUAUGUAAGCAGUUGCCACAGACAUUCUAAGAAUAAUUUUUUGAAACUAUACAUUUGAUUUCUUUACCAAAAUAUUUUAAAAUUAUACUAUUGCACCAUAGUAAUGUAUUUAAUUAUAAUUAGUUAGAGUGAAUUAUAAUUAGAUGGAAAUAAACAUUCAGCACAGAAUAGUACUGUAUAUAAAAGGGCCGUUAGGUUUUGGUAAAGAUUUGUAUAGAAUGAUGGCUUCUUGAUGGCUUAGAAUAUUACUGUAAAAGAGAUCCUUAGGCUAAAUUCUGUUUCCUUUACUUGUAUGCUUAAUUUCCACUGAUUUCAGUAGGAAUACUUGCAUGAGUAAGGCAAUGUGGAUAUGACCAGAGGACAAGUAAAGCUUUUUAGAAUUGCUUUUUAGUUCCACCAUUCUCAUCCUUGGUAGGCAAUACUGUUGUGCAUUUCAGUCUACCUAAUUGACUAACAGAUUAACUCUUUUGCCAUGCCUGCUGCACCAAGUUUUUAAAACAAAGUCACUGCUUUAAAAAAAAAC